AUGGCGGGAGGCAAUGCUGAGAAGGGACACCGGUACAGCGUGGCGCUGGAUCAAGCGCGGGCGCAAGGCAAAUGGGAGGAAGUUCCUGAGUUGAUUCGCAAAGUCACUAAACACUCGCCGCAAAGAAUCUGCAUUAUCCAGACCGCUACCGCUGAAAGUCGAGUCAUUGCAUAUCAACAACAAAAAACAACCGAAGAGUCAUCGUCUACCCCCAAUCUCCAUGAGCUAAUCCCUGCGCUGUUGACAACAAUUGAGAACAAUGAUGGCUCCCAGCAGGAGAUACUUCAGGCUAGUGUUUGCUUGGGAUGGAUCCAUUGGACCCUCAAUGAGCCCGCGCUAGCUGCCAGUCGCCUGCCGAAGGAUUUCAGGGCCCUAGUGGACAGUAUAUUACAUGAAGAUCAUGAACUUUCGGCCUGGACCGAGGUCUGUUUAGUAAAGGGAUGUUACAUUAAAGGUAUACAUGCACGUGGGAUGUCUACGACGAACAUGAUAGGCUUACUUUACAACGCAGGAUCGGCACAAUCGGCAGUAACGGAUAUUGAUGAAACGCUGGAAACUUUUUCUUCGCUAUUAGCGUGGCUGAGCAGUGGAAAACUCACGACGAAUGCCAACUCCCAAUUCUUGAGUUGGGCGGAGACCCUCCUUGGUAAGGGUGCGUUACUGGCAAGCGAAGAAGCCAUCACCGCAGGCCAGAACGCCAAUCCCCGUCAUGUCGAGAUCGCACUUAGAUUAUUCCGACUGUGGGCUCUGCAUCCCUCCGUGAAGCAGAGCUUGGCUUCAAACACCUCACAGCCUUCCACCCCUGGGCCCUCGCGAUCAACAGUAUGGAGGGCAUAUUACGGACUCUUGACGACGAUCCUUCAAGAACAGCUAGACUAUACACCACAGCUUGAGGGGCCAGAAAGACCGCAAUUGGCUAGUGAGAUACGCUUGGUAGAGUCAAUUUGCGAAAGCAAUCUCCUUCGUGAGGUGAAAUUCCCUACUGCUAAUGCAGGCAAUUCUCCCGUUGAGGCAUGGGUGGAACAAGUCAUUGGCAACUGGCAAAUUCUUUGCGGACCCUAUUGGCAUGAUCAAGACCUGGGUGAAGGAGGUCAAAAUGCUGUUGGACGUAACGUCCUGGAUAUUCUGUAUCGUGCGGCGACUAAAACCUAUCAUUCACAUCUCAUCCUUAGACGUCUAUUUCAUGUCCACGCGGCGUUGUCAGAAUUCGAUCUUGCCAUCAAGGCACUUGACUCUUACAUCGAAAUCGUCACCUCUGCCAAAGAGCGUGCUGCGAAGUCCGCCAAUUAUGGAGAGUUGGAGUCAGAUGAUACCUUGCUCCAGACGCUGUCAGAGGGCGUCACAUUAUUGAGUUGCCUUGGGUCCUUUGAAGAAGCCGAGAAAGCCAAGGAUAUGACAGACAUGAUGCAAACUUACAUCGACCAAAAAGCUUCGACCAAAUUGGAUACCGAAAACCUUGCACUUAAUUACAAUGCCAACUCUAACGCCCCAUCUGAAAUAUCUCCAUCGGUUUUAGCGCAGGCUUAUCGAGCCAUUGGAGUCGGACUGGCGAACUGGGCGACCUAUACUCCCUUGAACGAGGCCCGGGAUGAAAUCCGUGCUGAGGCUAUCGAUUAUCUAGAGCGAAGCGUUGCGCCUGAAUUAGGAAACGAGUCGAACUUUUCGUCCCUCUAUGCCCUUUCUCUAACACUAGCUCAAAACCGAGAUCUGGACGCGGCAAUGGAUUGUGUUAAAUCUGCGCUAUCCUCUCAUGAUCCCUCUUCUGCUUCGGAUGAUCUUUCCAAAGAGCGGGACCUCGUCUCGCUAUGGCAUCUGCUUGCAUUGUUGCUCAGUGCCAAACAGGAGUUUGAUAUUGCAGAGCGCUCCUGUGAAGCGGCGUUUGAGCAGUUUCCAUCAGAGAUCUUUCCCAAAAGCAGUCGCGAGAGGAGGGCAUCCAGGCAAUCCCACAAUGGCCCAGCUACUUUAAAGCGCACAAUUCUUGGCCGUUUACAAAAUCGUGAGAAAGAGCGCAUUCUUGAGAUUCGCAUGACCCAACUUGCCUUUGUGGAAGUCUUGGAAGGCCCCGAAGCCGCUGUCAACAAGACCGAGCAGUUGCUCAGUCUUUUUGGCAUCUUGUUCCAGGAUCUCAAUCUAGAGACUGAAGGGAACCGCAAUUCAAAGUGCAAAGAGCACUUGGUGCCUCCGAAGAGCUCUGCAGGAACUGCAAAGAGCUUCCGAUCUAGUCUCUUCAGUCGGAACAGAGCAUCGCAGCUACCGGAUCGCCGUGCUCCAAGCGUGAACUCCGAAACUCCUCCUGUCCCCGCGGUGCCCAGUGGUGGGGGAGAUGCGCCGUCUAUCCAAGUCACUGAUGAUGAUCAUGAGCGCCAUCCGCGUACAGCUGGUUCUGAUUCCAAGAAGGCCGAUACCCGCAGUAGCAGUACACCCCGGCCUGAGAGAUCCCCCAUUCGAUCACCGGUAUCAAACGGGUCUGAUUCCCCAGCAUUGGUUGGAAUCGCUGUAUCGGGCAAUACAUCUCCCGUGUCAGAGCGUCGUCCUGCAAGCGGGAGACAGCCUUUACCGCCCAUUCCGCACAAUAUGUCCCAUCUGCAGCAACCUUACCCAGGGCGCCACGAGCAUCAGCCGCCAGUUCAAGACGUCCGACUCCCCAGUGGGCACCGUUAUGACUCCCCUACCAUCGCCGUCACGAAAUUCACCACGAUUCAGUCUAAGAAACAUGCCCUCGCUUUACUGGUAAAGAUCUGGCUUGUCAUUGCUGGUCUGUACCGCCGUGCAUCUCUUUUCGAUGAUGCUCGCGAGGCAUGUGAGGAAGCUUUGAAGCAAGCAAGCCGGAUGGAAGCCCUGACCUCGGCUGAAGAUUCUUCAGCACGCAACUUCACCAAGCGUGGUUGGACUGCAGCUAAAAGCUCAGAGGAGCUUUGGGCAGACGUCUACGCCGAGCAAGGUCUUCUAGCCCAAGCUCAUUCGAACCCCCAUGAAGCCAUGAAGUUGUUCGAAGAUGCGUUGCUGCGCGAUCCUGAGCACCCUACCGCCACAAUCGGCCUUGCAAACCUCCUUCUCGAUAUCUGGGACCAGACUCUGGUCAUGGAUUCGGCAAAUGCAGAUGUGGAUUGUAACAGAACCCGUCAGUCACUGCUGUCCGAUACCGCCAAGCUCACGUCGGCUAGGGCUGUAUCAAUUGAUCAGCUGAAGGCGCCCGAGGCUACCAAGGUUCCAGGCCCAGUAUCGGUAUCAAACUCUCCGCAUGAGGCUGACCCCAAGUAUCUCCACCGCCUGGCAGCACGGGACCGCGCCUAUGCUCUUCUUUCAUCGUUGACCAAGCUUGGAAGCUCGUGGGAUAACUCGGAGGCUUGGUAUGCUCUUUCGCGCGCCUAUGAAGCCGGGGAACAAGUAGAAAAGCUCAAGGAGGUUCUCUGGUGGUGCAUUGAGCUGGAGGAUCGUCGACCUAUUCGGCAUUGGUCGAAUAUCGGAUCAGGACUAUAUGUUCUGUGA
Messenger RNA from Penicillium chermesinum, 3489 nucleotides. RefSeq lists its product as uncharacterized. Gene Ontology annotation, molecular function: protein binding. The transcript has 4 exons. Bases 1 to 3489 code for a protein of 1162 amino acids. Lineage: Eukaryota; Fungi; Ascomycota; Eurotiomycetes; Eurotiales; Aspergillaceae. The record is from RefSeq and is a predicted model, not a curated record.